Anguilla anguilla (European eel) is the source of this 2620-nucleotide messenger RNA. RefSeq lists its product as uncharacterized. The coding region runs from base 136 to 2196 and encodes 686 amino acids. The transcript is spliced from 15 exons. The record is from RefSeq and is a predicted model, not a curated record. Lineage: Eukaryota; Metazoa; Chordata; Actinopteri; Anguilliformes; Anguillidae. Gene Ontology annotation, molecular function: protein binding.
UUGCAGAGCAUACGCCCAAUAUCAGUAUUAGUAGGUCUAAUGUGUUGCGAAAUGAUAUCGACAGCUGAAUGUUUUGUUUCGUUUCGCUCAUAUCGCUUUCUCACAGAGGGACAGUAGUUCAACUAUUCUCUGAAAAUGUUUGCCUCCGCGUUUAUUCUCUCAUUACUGAUAGCACUGCAGCUUUCUUCUUCUUUGGGAAGCUGCAGCAGUCCUGUCUUCUCUGUCUGUUGGGUUCUAAACGUCAGCGCCUCCGUGAAGAGACCAGAUACCAAGAUAUGGCUGGACACCAAUGAACUUACACCCAUAGGAAGUAAAGGCAAAAUGGUGUCGUUGAUGGUAACGACACUGGAUGUGCAUACAUUACGCGCGGAAUAUGACGGAAUCUCCCAUGUGUGGAACUUUUCAGUUGUUUCUGAUUCCAUCAAUGUGAGCAGUGCGCACAGAACUGCUUAUCUCCCCCCCAGCAGAAGUGGGGAAGCUCUCAAGGCAUUCCAGCCAAAUGAAGUGUUUCCCUGUGAAAACGACACUCAUUAUCUCUACCAAAAGGAGGACUUUAUCAUUGCACUUGGCCACACCCACCGCUUUCCACUGAGGGCGGAGUCUCGGGGUGCCUCCACGCUAUUGGUCUCCUGGCGAGGGAGCCCCCAUGUCCCCCCCAACCCCCUGCACAGAGUGGUGCUGUACCGGCUGGACCUGGAUGGCCUGGCGGUCCUGUGCAACGAGACCACGCACAGGGGGCACUACCGAUUCGCUGGCCUGGACGGCUGCCGGAGCUACGUGGCGUGUGUGGAGAUGGCGCUCGGCCCCACAGUCCUGUGCCUCACCGCGCUCACCGAUCCUGACGUGCCCAGGAACUUCAGGGUGACUGCUUGGGACAGCAACAGCAUGACCGUGGGAUGGGACUGCCCCCCGAGCGACCCCGCCUCAGGCCUCACCGCCUUCCUGCUCACGGUCUUCCACGUGGACGGCUCUGGCCACGUCCUGGAGGAGAGGAGCUUCAGACACACGCUGGGCAGCCCGGUGUUCACCGUGGGCAGCUUGCCCCCCUGUAGCAGGGUGCAGCUGGGGCUUCAGGUGGUGUGCCAGUCUUUGGGCCAGUCUGUGGGCCAGUCUACGGGCCAGUCCCGCCUCAGCAGGAUGGUCCUCAGCGAUGGAAACUCUGCAAACUCUGAAAUCAUAAACCUACACCAGUCCUCCUUUGGCUCCCGCAACUAUACGGUGAGCUGGUCCGUGCAGAACAUCUCCUCCAUCUCCAGCUUUAAGGUGUACCACCAGGGGGAGCUCCAGAGCUCCACGCUCCUCACCUGGCACACAGUGACAGGCCUGCUUCCCUGCCACCAGUACAGCUGCAGGGUGGAGGCCCUGUGUGGGGACAGCACGGUCAUGAGCGUUAGCACCAUCCAGACAAAAACAGGCCCUGGUGAAGUGUUGGAUCUCCGAUUUAGGCAGAAGGACUCGAUAGCCCUGUGGAGCGGCAGGUCUGGGGUGGGCGUGGCCUUCUGGUACCGCCUCUCUGAGAGGGGCGGCCCGAGCGUCCGGAAGGGGAGGCUGGCAGGCCCCCCCCUGCCUCUCCUGGGCCUGAGGCCUGGCUCCCCGUAUGACCUGGAGGUGGUGCCAGAGUGCGAGGGUGGCGAGCGUGGAGCUCCAGCUGUGCUCUACUUCAUCCCAGAGGAAGUCCCUGGCAGUGCCCCCAACGAUGCCCCUGGAGACAUCCUGCUACCCAGAGUUGUUGACUCUGCUAAUCAAACAACAGAUCGCUUCGGACUGCAGGUUCAUCUCCCCAGCCAUGAAAUGUUCCUUGUUGUGCCAUGGACAAUGCCGCCAUCGCUGGAGGAUCCGAGGGCAGAAGCUCGAGUCCUGCUGGAGGGCAUUAUUAAAAGCAAGCUGCAGAACUUACUGAGUAAGUUCUGGCCAAAAGCGGAGGUGCAGCUGAUCUCGUUUGAAGACAGCGAGAGGAAAACAAAAACCAAGAUCACUUUUGAAAGCUUUGAUGUUUCCAGCCAGGAUGGGGUAGUGAUCCUCCGCCCUGAGGAGCAGCUGCAGCAUAUUAUCUCUCUCGGCCACGCCCACAUCACCGUCACAGACGACAGCAUCUACUGGGACGACCCAGAUGAGUGUGACUCCCCCCGCCCUGAACAAGUGCAGCUCCAACUCCGUCUGCAUCAACACCCUGGACUCAUUCACCUGCGUGUGUGAGCCGGGGUACUACAGCCUGAGCCCCAUCCUCAGCCCUGCCUGCCACGAGAAGGGGAUGUUCACGCUAUGCCUGAAGGACCAUGUAUCUGGGGGCAUCUCCAAGCCUUUCCUCAUCCACUACUUUGGUGGGAAUGUGACUGUUGUCCUCAAUGAUGGUCGCUGCUCCAUCAACGAGACGGACAAGUUUUAUUAUUACAGGAUAACUGGCGCCCCCUCCCAGUGUGGAGGCCAAACGCUUAUUAACAGGACGCAUGUGGAGUUGAGGAACGUGCUGACUGUGACGCUCAGCAGCAGGAGAUCCAUCACACGGAGGGACCUGAAGGUGCUGUGGACCUGUGCCUACCCGCUGCUCCAGACCAGCACAGCCCGCAUGAAGCCUGGUCUGGACUGGUGAGAAACACACCCCUCUCUCAUUCAGCCAUCC